Molecule: messenger RNA, 1137 nt
Organism: Microthlaspi erraticum
Lineage: Eukaryota; Viridiplantae; Streptophyta; Magnoliopsida; Brassicales; Brassicaceae
Source: the annotation of a GenBank genome assembly
AUGUGUGCAAGAUUUCUUUGGACCGGAGCGAUCGAGUCUUCACGAGGCGCCAAAGUGGCUUGGUCAACGGUCUGUCUACCUAAAUCAGAAGGUGGUCUGGGUCUGAGGAGUUUCUCGAAGUGGAACAAAACACUUUGUAUGAGGUUCAUUUGGCUGUUAUUUUCUGAUAAUGUCACUCUGUGGAGUCUAUGGCAUAAACACCAUUACAUCAGAGGAGCUUCCUUUUGGAAUCUAAAGGAAAAUGCAACUUCAUCAGCUUCUUGGAACUCGAUUCUCAGGCUGAGACCGGAAGCAAAGCACUUCAUCAACGUGGUACUGGGAAAUGGGUUAAAAGCAAGCUUCUGGUUUGACGCUUGGACACCAAUGGGUCCACUUAUUGAUGCGAUAGGGGAACAAGGGCCGAGGAAUCUAAGGAUUGAGAGAAAUGCAACCGUAGCUUCCGCCUGUCCCUCGGGAACAUGGAAUAUCCCUCAGCCGCGAUCUGAGGCGGUGGUAAAACUCCACAGUUACCUGACUACAAUCCCGGUACCUUCAAUUUCUAUGCAGGAUGAUUACUAUACAUGGACGGUGGACUCAAAUGUGUACACUGGUUUCAACGCUUCGAAAACGUGGGAGGCGUUAAGACCACGUGCACCACCGAAGAAUUGGGCUCCAUCUGUUUGGUUCAAGGGCUCUAUUCCUAGACAUGCCUUCAAUAUGUGGGUCACGCAUCUUGACAGGCUGCCAACUAGGUCACGCCUUGCAUCUUGGGGAAUCAUCACCUCUACGGACUGCUGCUUAUGUGGAAGGGAACCGGAAACCAGGGACCACCUCUUCCUCAAGUGCUGCUAUAGUGUUCAAUUAUGGAUUUCCGCUCUGCAGAAGAUAGACCCUAGACCACAUCACUUUCAAUCUUGGUCUGAGGUUCUCUCUUGGACAAGAAACGAUUCCAACCGAGCCCCAGCUCUUUUAAGGAAGAUAGUAGCUCAUUCGACUAUCUAUCAUAUUUGGAGGGAGCGAAACAGUGUUCUUCACAAUGGAACCCACAUUCCACAUCAAGUCACCUCUAAAGCGAUUUACCGAGAAGUCAUCAACACUAUCACGGCUAGAAAGCAAAGGAAGCACUUUCAGUCCUUUAUGUCUCUCUGGUUGCGAUGA